This is a messenger RNA of Pleurotus ostreatus (oyster mushroom), 2025 nucleotides long. RefSeq lists its product as uncharacterized. The transcript is spliced from 4 exons. The record is from RefSeq and is a predicted model, not a curated record. Bases 1 to 2025 code for a protein of 674 amino acids. Lineage: Eukaryota; Fungi; Basidiomycota; Agaricomycetes; Agaricales; Pleurotaceae.
AUGAGCACGAACGACGCUGCACAGUCGAAACGCCGAAGCUGGAUUACUCGAGUGGCGAGACCAGGCAGCAGCAGCGGGCGCUCAGCAGGGAGUGACAGACCAACGAGCAGCGGUGGGCGUUUUGGAGGAGGCGGAGGCUGGUUUCCUGGGUCGAGCACCAGCGACAAAGCCGAGCGCGAGCCGCUGCCCACACCGCAAGAGGGCCAAGUGCUGGACUUGGCCAGUCCGGCAGCGUCUGUGCGAAGCAUCCCCUUGCCCGACGAGCCCCGGAGGCCAGCGACGUCCAGCGGAGGCGUUCCCUUCACGCGAUCAGAAACCCUGGAUUCCCCGCAUUCGUCUCGGCCAUCCACCCCGAAACGAUGGUCGCUCAGGUCGUCCGGGCAGCAGCUUGACCAGGACGGUCCUGUUAUCAACGGCCUCGAGCGCACUACUUCUACGCCCCUGUCUUCGUCCACCUCGUCCUCCAAGGCUUCCGACGCGAACGCCCGCAACACAGGCUCGCUUAGCAAGAUGUCCUUCAGCUCUAUGAUAGGUGGUCUCUCGUCGUUAUCUCUCUCUCGCACCAGCACGAACAAUAGUACCACGAAUGUCAACGGCCCCUCCGAUGACAACGAUAAGGGCAAGGAAAAGGAGUCGAAAGAAUCGAAAGAACCUAGGGGCCGUACUAUGGACAAGGACAAGGCCAAGGCGACCCGCUCGUGCUCAGCAGUAGCAGCCGAGACGUCGGUUUCGCGAAGCAGGUCCCGUGCUCGUUCCCAAUCUCCAUUCAGCUUUCGUCGUUUUCGCCGCCGAGAGACAUCGCCUCCUUUGCAACCCGUACCUCUGGCUAUCUCUGAUCUUGAUGUCUCUGACACCUCCUCGAUUCGCCCCCGUCAUUCGGCAUACGACGUGCGCGACGGUGAUGGUGACGAUGACUCGGGCGAUGAAACCAUCGGUGAGACGGACGCAGAAACCGAAGAAGAGAGCUGGAGCGAGGCUGAUCUGUUUGAUACGGUAACCGAACGUAACACGGAGCAGAACUCUAUUAUUACGCCUAUGGCCCAUCCUGAUAACAAUCCAACGCUUGUAGACGACGCGGAUGUCGACCCUGACCCCACUGGUGAAGGAGUGAACAUCGUUGUUCCUCCCGAACCGUACUUCCCAUCCACUCUCAAUUCCACACCAUCGGUGCGCGGCAAGCGCAAUCCCCGCAGACGCAAAUCUACGAGACACCACGAUCCGCUCCCCUCUACGACCUCGCGGCCUGUAUUCCAGCGAGACCGAUGCACGAUCACCAUCAUUCAGGGAGAUCCUGAAGCCAAAUUGGCCCAAAUUGGUCGCAGAUGCAAACGUUACGUCGUUGCGAGCGAUAUGAGUGAAGAGAGUAGGUACGCCGUUGAGUGGGGUAUUGGCACAGUGUUGAGAGACGGAGACGAGAUGUGGGUCGUCAAUGUCGUUGAGACGGACACCAAGAUUGACCCUCUCAUUCCCAAUGCCGCCGAUCGAGCCUUGAAGGUCAAGAGCCAGCAGGAGCGUCAAGCAUUUGCUUACAUCUUGGCGCGACAAGUCAACUCGCUUCUUUCAAGGACUAAACUUAACGUCACCAUCCAUUGUCAAGCAUGGCACGCGAAGAAUGCUCGACACAUGUUGCUCGACGUUAUCGACCACUACGAACCCAGUAUGCUGAUCGUUGGCUCAAGGGGCAUGAGUCAUCUGAAGGGGAUUUUGUUGGGGUCCACCUCUCACUAUCUCAUUCAGAAAUCAUCGGUCCCUGUCAUGGUGGCUCGUCGCCGCCUUAAGCGUGCUCCCAAGCGCUCCGCCCACCUAGCGAAGCACCGCGCUCAUGUUUCGCUCGCGGAGGCUGGAAUCGACAGAGUUGCUGCUAAAGUUGACCACGAUGUUCAAGUCAUGCGAGACGAGAUGCAGCGCGAGGAGGCUAAUCACGAUAGAAAUGGCCAUCGGGUCAUUGAGGAAGAUCCCGAAGACGCCGAGGUCGAAGAAGACGACAUGGAGGGCGAUAUCAUCAGCUCGAAGGUUGCGGGAUGA